AUGACAGCUCUAGGAACACUCGAAAAGCUCCCUCGCGAGCUCCGCGACCUUGUCUACGCCCACGCCGCCGCCCACAUCACCACACCCUACCACGGCCAAGCACUCCCCAACAUCAACGGAACUCCUCAACUUCCACUCCUCCACCUCCACCGUCGCCAAGGCGCCACCUUCUCCCUCCUCCUCUCCAACAGCGCCAUCAAGCGCGAACUCGAAUCCGUCCUCGACACCGCCGCCGCCUUCUCCACGACCAUCGACUUCCGCCUCUUCAACCGCAGCAGCGAAGCCGUGCCCUCCAUCGUCCGUCCGCCAGCACACGCAAAAUCUGUGCACUUGACGAUCUACUUCAAGCGCCUCCCGCCGAUCAACUUCACUCCGCCGAGUAUGCGCAACGACCUGGCUCCGGCGUUGACGUUGUUGGCGGUGUACACCCGCCGCUACCCGGAGUGCUUGAAAGUGGAGUGCUGGACUGAUCACGCGGGACGGUAUAAUGGGAAGUAUGCGGAGAUGAUGGAGUAUUUUGAGUGGGCGUGUCAGAAGGGAAGUCGGAACAAUUUGAGGAAGAUCGAGGUUGUGUUGAGGAAUGAGGUUACGGGAGUGUGGAGGGAGACGAGGAAUGAGCGGAAUGAGGGCGGAGAGUGGACGAGAGAAAUUUCGCAGGCACGGGCGGCGGAGAUCAUGGAUACUCCUUGA
Messenger RNA from Zymoseptoria tritici IPO323, 690 nucleotides. RefSeq lists its product as uncharacterized. The coding region runs from base 1 to 690 and encodes 229 amino acids. NCBI's taxonomy places the organism in Eukaryota, Fungi, Ascomycota, Dothideomycetes, Mycosphaerellales, Mycosphaerellaceae. The transcript has 2 exons. The record is from RefSeq and is a predicted model, not a curated record.